AUGACAGGUCUGUCCUCAAUGCAGACUGUGCUUUGCGCACUCAUUUGGCUUGGCGCCAACCUCGUUGAGGCGAAUAAUGCUCUCAUCAAAACUGUCCAGAUUGCCAUCACCACCUGGGGUUCUGACUUCUACUUCGCCAUCAUGUCCGUCAUGGGCUUUGUCUCUCUUACCAUCCUUGGUCUGUCGGCCCUCAAACCUCGCACCGACCGUGUCUUCUUCUACCUCUCCGCCGGCCUGUGCAUGGUAGCCUGCAUCGCCUACUUCGCCAUGGGCAGUAACCUUGGCUGGACCCCUAUUGACGUUGAGUUCCUAAAUAACGAUGGGGGAAUGGGGAGGAACAGAGAAAUUCUCUAUGCACGGUACAUUGACUGGUUCGUGACGACGCCAAUGCUCCUUUUGGAUCUCUGUCUCACGGCAGGAUUGCCUUGGCCGACGAUUCUCUGGACUAUCGCUAUGGACGAGGCGAUGAUCGUUACGGGACUGAUUGGAGCGUUGGUCAAAUCGCGUUAUAAGUGGGGAUUUUAUGCGUUCGGUUGUUUCGCUAUGUUCGGUGUCUUCUACGAACUCGCCAUCGUCGGUCGAGCUAGCGCCGCCAGGCUAGGUCGAGACGUGCAUCGUGUCUUCAUGCUCUGUGGUGUUUUGACACUAUUCAUUUGGCUCCUCUAUCCCAUCGCUUGGGGCUUAUGCGAGGGCGGAAAUGUGAUCACUCCUAACGAUGAGGCUGUCUUUUACGGCUGCUUGGACUUUAUGGCCAAGCCGGUGUUUUCUCUCGCGUUGAUCUGGGGACACUGGAGUAUCGAUCCCCAGCGUCUUGGACUGAGGAUUCGGGAUCCUUUACAGGAUGGUCCUCCUCCCGUCAGUGAGAAGGGGACUUCUGAGCAGACGCAAAACAACUAUGCCGGUGGUGUUAAUGAAGGUGUUCGGAAUGCUGCUUAA
This is a messenger RNA of Zasmidium cellare ATCC 36951, 936 nucleotides long. RefSeq lists its product as uncharacterized. Gene Ontology annotation, molecular function: monoatomic ion channel activity. Gene Ontology annotation, cellular component: endoplasmic reticulum; plasma membrane. The record is from RefSeq and is a predicted model, not a curated record. Gene Ontology annotation, biological process: monoatomic ion transport. The transcript has 4 exons. The coding region runs from base 1 to 936 and encodes 311 amino acids. Lineage: Eukaryota; Fungi; Ascomycota; Dothideomycetes; Mycosphaerellales; Mycosphaerellaceae.